CUUCCUCUUCAUCAUCCUUAGCCUUUUGUUUAUCUUUAUCAUAUUCUUCUUCCCCUCUUCAUCUCUGUUGAACUUGUUGGAAAAGAAAAAUGGGUCGAGGGAAGAUCGAGAUCAAGAAGAUUGAAAACGCUACUAACAGGCAAGUGACCUAUUCCAAGCGAAGGAAUGGUAUUUUCAAGAAAGCACAAGAGCUCACUGUUCUCUGUGAUGCUAAGGUUUCACUCAUCAUGUUUUCCAGCUCUUCAAAACUACACGAAUUCCUCAGCCCUAAUAUCUCGACGAAGGAUUUUUUCGAUCUUUAUCAGAAGACUACAGGCAUUGAUCUCUGGAGCUCCCGCUAUGAGAAAAUGCAAGAAAACUACAGAAGGCUGAAGGAGAUCAACAAGAAACUAAGAAGAGAUUUCAGGCAGAGGAUGGGUGGAGAUCUGGAUGAUCUUAACAUUAAGGAACUGCAAGAUCUUGAGGCUAAGAUGAAUUCUUCUUUGGUGGCUAUACGUGAAAGAAAGUACCAUGUCAUUAAAACGCAAACCGACACACACAAGAAGAAGGUGAGGAACUUGGAGCAAAGGCAUGCAAAUCUUGUCCUCAAUUUGGAGACAAAGCUGGAACAUCAUGAUGGAAUAGUUGAAGGUGAAGGGUAUUAUAAUGAACCAGCACAUGGAACCUCAAGCCUAUAUGCUCUUCGGCUGUACCAAAACCACCAUCCUUAUCUUGAUCUUCGCUUGGUUGAUUGAUUAUUGCCUAUUGGU
Molecule: messenger RNA, 749 nt
Organism: Hibiscus syriacus
Lineage: Eukaryota; Viridiplantae; Streptophyta; Magnoliopsida; Malvales; Malvaceae
Product: agamous-like MADS-box protein TM6
Exons: 7
Coding region: 90-734 (214 amino acids)
Biological process (GO): positive regulation of transcription by RNA polymerase II
Cellular component (GO): nucleus
Molecular function (GO): protein dimerization activity; RNA polymerase II cis-regulatory region sequence-specific DNA binding; DNA-binding transcription factor activity, RNA polymerase II-specific
Source: RefSeq, a predicted model, not a curated record